Molecule: messenger RNA, 1110 nt
Organism: Vigna umbellata (rice bean)
Lineage: Eukaryota; Viridiplantae; Streptophyta; Magnoliopsida; Fabales; Fabaceae
Gene: PBS2
Product: cysteine and histidine-rich domain-containing protein RAR1
Biological process (GO): defense response to fungus; defense response to bacterium
Cellular component (GO): nucleus; cytoplasm
Molecular function (GO): Hsp90 protein binding
Source: RefSeq, a predicted model, not a curated record
GUCGAGUGAAAACUGAGGGGAAUCAGUUCUUUAUAUAUUUAUUUAUAUUUUCUUUUUCCUUUACUCUUUCCAUUUUCAAGCAUCGAAACAGCGUCAAAGCCCAACCCGUUUGAGUUCUCACAAGAAUGGAGAAGACAACACUUAAAGUUCGAUGCCAGAGGAUUGGGUGCGACGCCACCUUCUCCGAGGACGACAAUCCCGACGGUUCCUGUCGAUACCAUGAUUCGGGGCCUAUAUUUCAUGAUGGAACAAAAGAAUGGAGUUGUUGCAAGAAAAGAAGUCAUGAUUUUAGCUUGUUUUUGGAAAUUCCGGGAUGUAAGACUGGAAAACAUACAGCAGUCAAGCAAGUAAUUGCUCCAGUGAAGAAGAACACCUCGCCCUCUCCAACUGCUGUUUCUUCAACCAAUGCUUCAUCAAAGGACUCUUGUUCUAGAUGUAGGCAGGGUUUCUUUUGCUCAGAUCAUGGUUCUCAAAGCAAACCAGUUAACGUUGUAGACAAGUCCCCAAAUCUUGUUGGAGAUGUCUCUGCUAUUAACAAUUCAAGUGUUCAGGCUCCCAAACCUAAGAAGAUAGUCGAUAUAAAUGAGCCCCAAGUAUGUAAAAAUAAAGGAUGCGGUCAAACUUUCAAGGAAAAGGAUAAUCAUGACACUGCUUGCAGCUACCAUCCCGGCCCUGCUGUUUUUCAUGACCGGAUGAGAGGGUGGAAGUGCUGUGAUAUUCAUGUAAAAGAAUUUGAUGAGUUUAUGAACAUUCCUCCAUGCUCAAAGGGAUGGCAUAGUGCAGAUCCAGAGUCCUGAUCACGGAAGACACAGAAGAACCUUUUUUUUCCUUACAGUAGCUGAUACUUUCAUUGAGAUGGAAAAGGUAUUGUUGAUUGAUGUUUUGGUGUCAUUGAUUAAAUAUUAGUGUCUACUCUUUUUGCAUACCUCGCCUCCUUUCAAUUGGCCAUCCUUGAUUGUUAAUUUUCUUAGUCAAUCCAUCUGGAUGGUUAUUGUGUUACUGUACUGUGUGAAUCUGUUUUCCUUAGUUCUUCGAAUGUCGUAAUUUGCUUUUGUUGGACUGUGUUGGACUUGGCUAAUCUUGAAAGAUGUUAAACAAUGGUUCCAUUCA